AAAGAAAGAAACUCACAAGUGUGCCAUUGACCCUUACAGCUCACACACAGACCCCGACUUGCAUUCAAGCUUAAGCAACGUCACUUCCAACCACCGCAUUACAUUACAUACCGGUUGUUCUGAUUCAGACAAGUCACCUACCACUUCCUUUCUGUUGGAAAAAUUCACAAAUCUCAGAAAGUGCGUGUGGGAUCUGAAACUGUCCUCCUGAUUCAGAAAGUUUCAGGCUUUUCUGGAUCCGAUGUUGGUUCAAGAUCGUGCGGCGAAGCCGCCCAAGUCUCAGAUCAGAGAGCUACCAACUCACCAACAGAUCCGACGCUUCAGCGAACCGAAAAACCUAGACUUUACCUCUUGGGUCUCCGAGAACGUCUCUAGGAUUGUCAUCUUCUUCCUCUUCAUCGUCACCGUAGCGUCUUUCUUCUUCCUCUACAACACCACCGACACUGCCUCCCUCCUCUGUUUCCAGUCACAGUCAACUCAAUCUCUCCAGCCCCUCACUCGCCCUCAAAUCAAAUGGAGCUCGAUCCAAGUCCUCCCCGACAAGACCUCCCCUUACGCCAGCUUCCUCACCGAGAAGUGGAUCGUCGUGUCGGUGACCAAGUACCCCACCGAGGAGCUUAAAGGGUUGGUGAAGAUCCGAGGCUGGCAGGUUCUAGCUGUCGGAAACUCGAUGACACCUAAGGAUUGGAGUCUCAAAGGUGCGAUCUUUCUCUCUCUAGACGCUCAAGCUGAGUUGGGUUACCGCGUUUUAGACCACUUGCCUUAUGAUUCCUUCGUGAGGAAGAGUGUCGGUUACUUGUUCGCGAUCCAGCACGGUGCUAAGAAGAUCUAUGAUGCUGAUGAUCGUGGGGAAGUGAUUGAUGGAGAUCUAGGGAAGCAUUUUGAUGUUGAGUUGGUUGGUGAAGAUGCUAAGCAAGAGCCGGUUCUGCAGUAUAGUCACGAGAAUCCUAAUAGGACUGUGGUGAAUCCUUAUAUUCAUUUCGGACAGCGUUCGGUUUGGCCUAGAGGGUUGCCGUUAGAGAAUGUAGGUGAGAUUAAUCACGAGGAGUAUUACACUGAGGUGUUUGGUGGUAAGCAGUUUAUACAGCAAGGGGUUUCGAAUGGUUUACCUGAUGUUGAUUCGGUGUUUUACUUCACGAGGAAGACGACGUUAGAACCUUUUGAUAUUAGGUUCGAUGAGCAUGCUCCCAAAGUGGCUUUGCCUCAGGGUGUGAUGGUUCCUGUUAACUCGUUUAAUACUCUUUACCAUUCGGCGGCGUUUUGGGGGUUGAUGCUUCCUGUUUCGGUUAGUUCCAUGGCUUCUGAUGUGCUGAGAGGGUACUGGGGACAGAGGUUACUGUGGGAGCUUGGUGGCUACGUUGCUGUUUAUCCACCUACUGCUCACCGGUUCGAUAGAAUCGAAGCGUACCCUUUUGCUGAAGAGAAGGAUCUUCAUGUCAAUGUCGGUCGUUUGAUCAAGUUCUUACUCGCUUGGAGAUCUCAAAAGCACAGUUUCUUUGAGACGAUACUUGAUCUGAGCUUUGCUAUGGCUGAAGAAGGGUUUUGGACAGAACAGGACUUGAAGUUCACAGCUGCUUGGCUUCAGGAUUUGAUUACUGUCGGCUACCAACAGCCUAGGCUGAUGUCACUUGAACUGGAUCGCCCACGAGCUACUAUCGGUCACGGGGAUAGAAAAGAGUUUGUUCCGAGGAAGCUGCCUUCGGUUCAUCUAGGUGUUGAGGAGACGGGUACGGUGAGCACUGAGAUAGGGAACUUGAUAAGGUGGAGGAAGAACUUUGGGAACGUUGUUCUUGUUAUGUUUUGUAGUGGUCCCGUUGAGCGAACCGCUCUAGAGUGGAGGUUGCUUUACGGAAGAGUGUUCAAGACCGUUGUGAUAUUGUCUUCUCAGAAGAACUCUGAUCUCUAUGUUGAAGAAGCCAAACAAGAUCACAUUUACAAGCAUCUACCGAAGAUAUUUGAUCGAUACAGUAGCGCAGAAGGGUUCUUGUUUGUUGAAGAUGAUACAGUUCUCAACUACUGGAACCUACUUCAAGCCGACAAGACUAAGAUUUGGACUACAGACAAGGUGUCGAAGUCAUGGACAUCAGUUAAACCCACCGGGAAGUCUGAUUGGUUCUCUACACAAGCCGAGUUAGUGAAGAGAAUUGUGAGUACAAUGCCAGCUCAUUUCCAAGUUAACUACAAGGAAGCAGCCAAGAACAGUCAAGACACCUUAACGGUAUGCAGCUCAGAGGUAUUCUACGUGCCUAAACGACUUGUAACCGACUUUAACGACCUUGUGGAGCUCGUGGGAGAUAUGGACUUGCAUUACAAAGUGGCUGUGCCAAUGUUCUUCAUGUCGAUGGAUUCGCCUCAGAACUUUGACCCGGUUCUUGGAUCAAUGGUGUAUAAGAGGAAGUCGUCUUCGUUUAACUCUUCUUUGAGUUUGUAUUCUGCUCAAGCACCUGCUGUUCAUCCCUGGAGCAUAUCGAGUGAACAAGAUUUCAUCAAAUUGGUUGGACAAAUGGCUGAAGGUGACCCGUUACUAAUGGAAUUGGUAUGAUGAUGACAGAGUCAGGGGAUAGAGCCAUGAUAGAAAGAAAAAAACAGGGUUAAUACAAAGAUUGUGUCUUUUUGGUUCUCUUUUCAGAAAUUUUUUUGCUUCUGGGGGUUGUGGAGAAAGUCAUGUAAUGUUCAAUUGUAACCAUACAUUUCGUAAGUGUAAAAUGUUUCCCCAUCUAAAA
Molecule: messenger RNA, 2723 nt
Organism: Brassica rapa (field mustard)
Lineage: Eukaryota; Viridiplantae; Streptophyta; Magnoliopsida; Brassicales; Brassicaceae
Product: probable glycosyltransferase STELLO1
Source: RefSeq, a predicted model, not a curated record